Molecule: messenger RNA, 4573 nt
Organism: Cuscuta epithymum
Lineage: Eukaryota; Viridiplantae; Streptophyta; Magnoliopsida; Solanales; Convolvulaceae
Source: the annotation of a GenBank genome assembly
CUGAAGUACGGCAGAAGUGGCGCGGCUGCAAGUGGCGGGUACAGUGUCUUCUCAUUUUCCAAGAUCAAAUUUAAUCAUCACUAAUUACCGGCAGGCACACAUGCAUAUACAUACAGAGUAGAGGCCGCCGCCUGGCUUUUCAUUCAUUCAUUCGAUCAGAGUGUCAAUUCAAAUUAAAAAAGAUCUAUCAAGAGAAAUUAUUCAGAAAGAAAUGGGAGUUCCGUCGUUUUACAGAUGGUUAGUGGGUAAAUACCCCAAAAUAGUUGUGAACGCAGUUGAAGAAGAAACGGAUUCCAGCUUGCCCAACCCAAAUGCAGGAUUUCUUCACGAGUUCCAUAACUUUUACGUGGACAUGAAUGGGGUCAUUCACCACUGUUUUCACCCGGAGGAUGCGCUCUCUCCUCCUACAACGAAUGAGGAAGUGUUUGAGGCCAUAUUUGAUUACCUUGACCGGCUGUUUAACAUUGUACGACCUCGGAAGCUGCUUUACCUUGCAAUAGAUGGAGUCGCCCCGAGGGCGAAGAUGAACCAACAGAGGUCUCGGCGUUUUAGGACCGCUAAGGAUAAGCAGAUAAUGGAAGAGGAGGAGAUGAAGCUAAGGAAAAGGUUUGCUAGUGAGGGUAAAGAGGUGCUGGAGAAAGAGGAGUCUCAAGUGUCAGACUCGAAUGUAAUCACUCCUGGCACUGCAUUUAUGUAUACCCUCUCUCUCAAGCUACAAACUUACAUUCAAAAUCGGAUCAAAUCUAAUAAGGGAUGGAAGGAUAUCAAGGUUAUUCUGUCAGACUCUAAUACACCCGGGGAAGGAGAACACAAGAUAAACUCUUUUAUUCGUGCCCAACGAACAUUCCCAGAUUAUGAUCCCAACACUCGCCAUUGUCUAUAUGGUUUGGAUGCUGACCUGAUAAUGUUGGCAUUAGCUUCCCACGAGCUUCACUUCUCUGUUUUGAGGGAGAAUGUUUUGAUUCAGGAUGACAUUUCAAGCAGUUUAUCAUCUCUUCAGCUUAGCCUCCACAAAGCUGAAAGUCAUACUGUGAGUAGUAGAGGGUGGUUUAGAAAGCAUGAUGAUGGUGUUGUUACAUGUGAUAAGGUGAAGCACUUCCGUGAAGCCAAGAAUAAAUUUCAGUUCCUUAAUGUUUGGGUGCUUAGGGAGUAUUUGGACCUUGAAAUCUGCACGGAUCUUAUAGAGGAUGCUAAAUUUCAUUCAAACAAUAAUAAUAAUGCUGGUGCUUCCUUUCCAGAAGCAUCUGAAUCCCAACUGCACAAUGAGAAAAGAGUGGAACGUCCAAAUGGUUCCAAAGCUGAUUUGGAGAGAGUUAUUGAUGAUUUUGUUUUCAUGUGUUUCUUUGCUGGGAAUGAUUUUCUUCCUCAUAUGCCAACCCUUGAUAUUCACGAGGGGGCUAUUGAUCUUCUUAUAUAUGUAUACAAGAAAGAGUUCAAGAAUCUUGGUGGGUACUUGGUUGAUAUUGAAAGGGUUGAUGCACCGAAAGGUGGCUGCAUUAAGUUGUCCAGAGUUGAAAAGUUUAUCCUCUCUGUUUCUGCAUUUGAAGAGAAGAUAUUUAUGAAAAGAAUGAAAAUCAGAGAAAAGAGAAAUAGGCGGAUUGUGUUUGCAAGCGAGGAUGACGAUCUGCAGGACGAGGAGGGAAACAAUGAUCUAGUUCUUGAUUCAAAAAAGGACGUUGACAUCUCCGCCCUAGAUAUUCUGGAAAAUACUAAGGAAUUGAAGCAGAAGUUGAAGGACAGCCUCCGUCAUAAUGCCGAUACCUUCAAACAUGGUGUAGUUGCCGAUAAGGUAAAGCUUGGUUUGCCUGGUUGGAGGGAGCGCUAUUACAUGCAAAAAUUCAAACUGCAAAGCCAAGCAGAUGUGGAAAGAACUCGAAGGGAUGUUGUUACACACUACACCAAGGGCCUUCUUUGGGUCCUAUUAUACUACUUUAAAGGGGUACCAUCUUGGGGCUGGUACUAUCCAUAUCAUUAUGGUCCCUUCGCUUCAGACAUGAAAGGGAUGGCGCAGACUAGUGUGAAAUUUAAGAUGGAAGAACCUUUUAAGCCCUUUGAUCAGCUAAUGUCUGUCCUUCCUCCUGGGAGUGCUCAUGCCCUCCCAAAUGCAUACCAAAGGCUUAUGCAGGAUGACAAGUCAAGGAUAAUUGAUUUUUAUCCUACAAACUUCGAGACAGAUAUGGAUGGGAAAAGAUUUUUGUGGCAGGUUGCAUUUUGUUCCCAGUUUUGCACAAUAAAAUCAAGCUUUUUCUUCCUUAAUUACCAAUGUAGUCAAAAUUGCCAAUGUUUGUUUCUCUUCCACAAUUGGAAGAGUCGUUUGCCAUUCAUAGAGGAAGGACGUCUUAUGGUGGAGACAAAGAUAAUCAAUCAUAGCCUUACAGAAGAUGAGCGGAAGAGAAAUGCAGAGACGAAGGAGCAGUUGUUCAUGGAUAGAUCUUGUGAACUGGCAGUGUAUAUUUUGUCUUGCUUCAAAGAAGGUAGCGGCAGUGGUCUACACGAGUGUAAUCCCAUAAAAGUUGAUGGUGCGGCCUUGAGUGGUGGUGGAGUUUGCGGUAUGGUGUGGCAAAAUAAAGACCAUAUCAAUGAUGCAUCAGGAAACACUUUGUGCGUGUUUUUUCAUACAUCUCCAAUCUCUCCUUUUAUUCCCAGAGUAUUAGCUGGUACGGACUACCCCAAAAAGAUAGUUAGUGAAGUUGAUUUUGAUAAAACAGUAGUCCUCUGGCAUGAAGAAUUCCAUGGCAGAACUACAGCCAGUUGUUACAGCAGCAACAGCAGGCCUCUUCCUCCUGCUAACUAUCAAAGCUCCAAGGAUAUGCCAAAUGUAGAACCGAGAGAUCAUCACUGGAAUAGUAAUAAUAAUAAUGAUGGUGCCAGAAAAGGUGCGGGGGGCUCUGGAUGGAAUAGCAGCAGGAAGACGUGGUGUCGACCCGAAUUGCAGAAGCAUAACAGAUACACGCCGCUGCCACAACCCCGAUGUGCACAACCCCCAACACCCAUGCCAGUUUCUUCUCCACGAAUUCAAUGGCAGCGGCAUCAACCCCCUACUGUUGCAGAGUCAUCCUAUCAGGGCGGGCCACGAUACAACAAUAAUGUCAUCAGCUCUCCAUGGCAGGGCUGCGGGGUGAAUGGGUCUAGUCCACCAAUGUCAGUUCCAGCUCCAGCAAAUCCAUGGCAGCGGCAUCAACCCCCUACUGUCCCAACAUCAUAUCAGGGCGGGGCACGAUACAACAGUAAUGUCAUCAAUUCUCAGUGGCAGGGUUGCAGGGUGAAUGAUUCUAGUCCAAACACAAUGUCAGCUUCUGCUCCGAGAAAUCAAUGGCAGCAGCAUCGCCCCCCUACGGAUGCACUGCCAUCAUAUCAGGGCAGGGCACGAUACAACAAUAAUGUCAGCAGUUCUCAGUGGCGGGGUUGCGGGGUGAAUGAUUCUAGUCCCGCUGAUUCGGGUAGGUGGAGGGGGAAAUGAUCUAAUAGUCGGCGGGCAACACAAUAGAUAAUAAGUAAGGUCCAGGGCAGACUGGCCGACUGCUCAAUGUUUUGCUUUAGCCCUCCUUUUGACCGAUCUGCCAACGAGCCAGAUGCAUGUGAUCUGGCGUUUUUCUCUUUUUUGAGUGCCAAGGAUGAAGAUGAAGAUUCUCUUGGGGCUUUACUUUAUAGUAAUAACUUUAAAUAUAAGAUGUCCAUUUUGUGACGACAUCUACUUUUGAAUGCUAAUCUAAUGUAGUCUAGUAAUAUGCAUGGUCCUUUUGUGAAGCCUAAUGAGAGUUGUAUAGUAUAUUUACCAUAAGCAUUUGUGAGUACAACCGAACUAAUGUAUCUUUUAUCAUUAUCCAUACAUUUGGAUAAUCACAACAUUAUUCAAUAUAAUAUUACAUGAUACAUGCGCGUAUAGGGUGGCGUAUAGUGUGGACUCCGUGAAAUGAGACACUAUUUAGAGACAUUCAUAAAAGAAAAGUGAGAAGUUUUUAUGGAACAGAUGGAGUAUAAUAACAAUAUCAAUAUUUGUAUGAAUGCUCUUAUUUCAAUGUCAAGAGGAAAUCUAAGAGGGUUAAACUAUAUUGAAUAUGAUGAUGAACUGGAAAAUGAUAGAGGUAGCUCCUUGAAUAUAAUCAACCUGCCAUAUGGAGAGGCAAUUAAGUUGGCGGUUCAUCUGAGCUGACCUCCGCUUGUACUGGCGUCUCCAACUUUGGCAGAAUGGUGAGUGUUUACUUUCUUUCCUAACUCCAAGUCCCUUGCUUGAUGAUGCUGAUCUGCAGGCGGCUUUGCGACUUUGCCAAGAGGAUGAUGAUGACCAUUAUUAAGACUGUCAUUAUGAUUGUGAUGAUUGCUUCUUUUGCUGCACAGCCUAUUGGCAAUGCAGGCCAACACGCCUAAAACCAAGAUCGCCCCGAGAACCAAAAAUGCCAUCCCAUACGAUCCGUUUGAGUGGGACGACGACGAUACUGAGGAUUGAGAUGGAUGAGUUGGGACAUUGCUGUACGGAUAAAUUUGGGGUUGGAAUUGUUGAGACAUUUAUUCUUCUUUUAUCUUUCUAAGUUGGUUGAGAAAUGUUGGUUUGGUCUUGUUCUCUUUAAAGGGG